Molecule: messenger RNA, 1446 nt
Organism: Sycon ciliatum
Lineage: Eukaryota; Metazoa; Porifera; Calcarea; Leucosolenida; Sycettidae
Product: proteasome adapter and scaffold protein ECM29-like
Exons: 1
Coding region: 218-1444 (408 amino acids)
Biological process (GO): proteasome assembly
Cellular component (GO): cytoplasm; nucleus
Molecular function (GO): molecular adaptor activity
Source: RefSeq, a predicted model, not a curated record
CCUUGGGGCAACAGCGAGUUCUCGCUUGUGCCAUAUCACUUCAAAGAAACGGAAACUGUUCAAUACUCUAGAUCCUUGUGCGGUUUGAACUCACCCCUAGCUCUCCCACUGUACCCAAUUAAACUUCAUUCCGCACAAACUGGUGCCGAAACCCGGCUUCAUAUCAUAGCUAGUUUGGACCCAAAGUUCAUCCAUAAUCAUCUUCUCACCCUUGGAGAUGUCGGGCCAAGAAGAAUUGCUCCUCCUGGAGAGAGUGCUACUACGUUUUGGAGGGGCAGAUACUGACGAGAAGCUGGAAAAAUCCGUUGGUCGCUUCUUGUGCCCCGUCUUGCUGAAACUAGGCACCGAACGCAAAGAUGUCAGAGACAAGACUUUAGUGCUGACCCACAUAAGCAAGCAGCUGAAGAACAGACUGAAGCUGGCCAUGCCGGUUGAUGCUUUGCUACAGCAGUAUGAGGACUCGACGUUGUCUAGCUUUGUUCACAAUUUCACUGUUGUAUAUCUCAAGAUGGCUCUGGUGCGCAUCGCGCGCGCGGAGCAGCUUGUUCUAGUGCCGCGCCUGCUCUGCUGUCUCGAAGGCAGACCCGUGGCGAAUCAGAACGCCCAACUACGUGUAAUAACUCCGCUCCUUGGCUCUGUCGAGCUGCCAGAGUCCCAGGUGGACAGAGCGAGCUGGUUGAUGCUGCGGCAAAAAAGACGAGCUGUUGGCAGUCUCCUGCUGGAGUUUCUGAUCGACUUCCGGCGUUUGCCGUACAAGAAGCCCUCGUUCACUCCUACGCCUGAGCAUGGUGAGAAUCGAGUAGAUCCGGGCGGCUUGCAGGGCCUCACGCAUGCAUCCUACCAGCGUGCAUCAGCCGACUUGACUGUGUCGAAUGGCUAUUUCGACAAGCUGGAGGAGAUGAAGCUGGGUGCUGUGGAGUUCAUUGCAUCGGGUAUAUUCGCCGAGGAGGACGUGGCAUGCCAUCUGCUUGUGGCGUCCGCCGAUACACACCACAGCGUGGCUGAUAAAAGCGACUCGCAUCUAAAGCGCAUGGUUGGUCCAGAUAUCUGGGAGAAGGUGCCAGUUAUCACGGCUGUCUACAUGCUACUGUUGGGAUCCACAAUGAAUGUGCCGCUUGAUGAGGUCAUGUUAGGUAGCCAGGGUGAUACCAAAUCACCAACACACUGCUCAGUGGCAAGGGAUUUUGUGCUGUUGGCAAUCCUCACCGUACUGCAGCGCUCCACAGAAGCAGUGGAUCAGAUUGAGUUGGCCGUGAAGGCUUGUGCAGUCUGCCAUUACAGUACUCAGCUGAAGAUUCGAAUUCAGGGCUUGCUUCUACUACAGCACAUCUGUGAACAUUCAUCGGAGGAUAAUGCAACAAAGUAUGGUGCUAGCUUGUUCUCCUAUGUCUGCGAGCGAAUCAUGGAAGAUGAGAGCCUGUUGCUUUGCGUAGCCUGGCCCUAAUC